This is a messenger RNA of Coffea eugenioides, 2216 nucleotides long. Its product is annotated as receptor-like protein kinase FERONIA. Gene Ontology annotation, molecular function: protein kinase activity. The record is from RefSeq and is a predicted model, not a curated record. The coding region runs from base 123 to 1835 and encodes 570 amino acids. The transcript has 2 exons. Lineage: Eukaryota; Viridiplantae; Streptophyta; Magnoliopsida; Gentianales; Rubiaceae.
ACUUUGAAUUAGUAGCAAAUCCCAAUCCUACGCCAGCUUCUUAUUUUGUCUUCAAUGGUGCAACUAGUAAUCAUUCCAUAAAAAUAUUGAGUUAGCAAUUUUUCCCACUUAAUUUUGUUCCAAUGUUUACUCUUCUUGUAUACCUCUCCUUCCACUUCAGUCUGUUGUUCACCAUCACUUCCAGUGACACUCCACCUUACACGCCCACAGAUUAUAUUCUGAUCAACUGUGGCUCAUCCUCAAACGCAACUUCAACCGAUGGCCGACACUGGGAAGGCGAUGUGGGCUCAAAAUUCUUGCCGAACGACGUUGCAAAUAUUUCAUUAGCAGACACAGCAACCGAACAACAUUCCUCAGUCACCCAAAUCCCUUUUCUAACUGCCCGUAUCAUUCGAUCUCAAUUCUCUUAUACCUUUCCUGUCUCCCCCGGCGAAAAGUUCCUCCGCCUUUACUUCUACCCGUCCUCCUACUCCAGUGGCCUCAAUACAUCUGAAUCUUUCUUCACUGUCACGGCUAAUAACUACACCCUGCUCAGCAACUUUAACGCAUUUCUUAUAGUUUCUGCCAAGAAAUUCUCACCUGCCUCCCUCAUUAAAGAAUUCAUCAUCAAUGUUCAGGGUAUGAAUCAAUUCCUCAAGGUUAACUUUUUGCCCUCUAUGAAUUCCUUCGCGUUCGUUAAUGGAAUUGAAGUUGUUUCAACCCCGGACGACCUCUACAUGGGUAACCAUGACAUGUACGCUAAUCCCCUUAAGUUCGUGAAUUGUCCGAAUGUUCAGUUCGAGUUUGAUCAGAACAAGACUGCCUUCGAAGCUCUUUACAGGCUCAAUGUUGGAGGAAAUGAUGUUUCUCCGGUAUAUGAUAGUGGGAUGUUCCGAGAAUGGGCUUCCGAUGACAAGUUCAUCUGGGGCGGAGAUCAAGGAAAUCCAUUGAGCAAUAAUGAAAUUGCUAUCAAGUACACUCCGCAAACCCCAAAUUACGCCGCACCCCCGAUAGUUUAUGCUACCGCAAGGGCAAUGGGCCAGUUUAGCACCAGGUUCAACUUGAGCUGGAUCUUUCCCGUUGAUUCUGGGUUUCUUUAUCUCCUGAGGUUGCAUUUUUGCGAGAUCAAUCCUGAUUUGAUUACAAAGGAGAACCAACGGGUGUUCACAAUAUUCAUCAAUAAUAGAACAGCUGAGCCAGAGGCUGAUGUUAUAUAUUGGGCACAUGACCCUGGAAUCUCGAUUUUCAGAGACUACAUCGUGUAUGUUUCAAACCCACCAGAUGGUCGCCGGAACAAGCAAGACCUGUUUCUUGCUCUCCACCCAAAUCUUGACGUCAAGCCAAAAUAUGCCGAUGCAAUCUUGAAUGGCUUAGAAUUGUUCAAACUGAAUAGCUCCGAAGGCAAUCUUGCCAGUACCAAUCCUGGCAUUGCGGUGGAUCCCAAUUCCCUGGUGUCAAACACCAAGUCACCGAAUAAGGGGAGCAGCAGGAAAUUUCGGGUGUCUAUUGCUAUCGUGGGAGGGGUGGCGGGAGGGGCCGCCAUGGCUUUAAUCAUAGGUUUCCGAACCCGGCUCCUCUCUAGGAGAGUAAUCCUCCAGUUUCCCGCAAUGCAUACUUGGAUGUCAGGCACAUGUGUUGAAUUUUUAAUCAAUGGUCCGACAACUCUACUCAACUUCAUGUUUCCCAACCAUGAGUUGCACUUCAAGGGUUGCAAGUAUUAUGUGACAAACUUGAUGAUUUGCCCUACGAAAAUGAGCAAGACAGUGGUUUAUCUAUUUCUCAAGUUGACUCACAUUCUGAAAUUCAUGAUCUCACUCAAGGUCAAACAUCUCAGAAGAAUAUAUUCAGUCCCGUAACAGUUGCAUCAAAAGGGCAUCCUCACACUUACAAAUGAAGGGUGGUUUAGAAAAGUCUUGUAAAAGCAAUAAAUGCUCUUAUUGCAUACAGAAGGGGCACAAUAGAAGUACGUGUCCCAAAUUAAAAAAUUGCGUCGACUGUUAAGUGCAAUAAAUGUUCUUGUUUGGAGCCUGGUAGCUUGAUGUAUUACCUUUUCAUUCAUUCGCGUGUACUGUUUAGAUGUUUAGAUUACUUCACUAGAAUGAUAGUUUGUUAUCAAGUUUGCUUGUCCAGGUUCAGAUUACUUACGUAGAGUGAUAGUUUGAUGUAUUUAUCCUUUCACUGAUACAUGUUCACUUGUCCACUUCAAAUGACUUGACCAAAAUAUUUGUCCCCUUUAA